GCAAAAGGGGUAAAAGGAAAAGAGAAGGAAAAGAGACAUAUGGACAAAAUAUGAUUCCUAAUUCCUAAUCCCUAGUCCUGGCUGCUUCUGUUGACAAAUGGCCAGCAUUUGGGGUGGAAUUUAGCCACCUUUUCUUUGAUGAGCAGCUCGAACUGCAACUUUGGAGCCAAGAACUCAGCUUGUUUUGCAUCUUGUGCUUGUAAAUGGAUUCAAGAGAAGCUUCAAUUUCAAAUGCUCCAUAUUAUAUCCAUGAUUUCAAAGAUGAAGAUGAUCUUCACGAUUCGAUAUACAAAAGGAAACUACUUGGGGGUGAGAAUUCAAAGAUUGGCUCUGCAAAUGUGCCCUCCCCAUCUGCCAAGUUUUUGCAAAUAGCAGAGAGAAGGGAUGGGAUUUCACGGUCUGUUACUUCUUCAGGAGGGAUUCUUAGAUCGAAAAUCAAGUUGAGAUCUUCCGUAGGAUUUUGUAAAGAGUGGAUCAAAAACCCUUUGAACAUUGCCCUUCUUUUGUGGAUGAUGUGCGUCACAGUUUCGGGAGCGGUACUCUUUCUUGUAAUGACUGGAAUGUUGAACAAUCUCUUGCCAAGUAAACCACAGAGAGAUGUUUGGUUUGAGGCUAAUAACCAAAUCCUGACUGCUCUCUUCACUCUCAUGUGUUUGUACCAUCAUCCUAAGCGGAUUCACCACUCGAUACUUCUGUGUAGGUGGAAACCGAACGAUAUUCGUACACUGCGAGAAAUAUACUGCACAAAUGGAACUUACAAGCCUCAUGAAUGGAGACACAUGAUGGUACUCCUUGUGUUGCUUAACAUAAACUGCAUUGCCCAAUAUGCUUUAUCUGGCCUUAAUUUGAGCUACAAAAAACCUGAGAGGUCAGUUUUUGGAGUUUCAGUCUGCCUUGCUGUUGCAAUCUCAGCUGCUGCAGGUGCUGGUUUAUACUCCACUUUUGGCCCACUUGGAAAGGAAUACGACUGCGAUGACAAUGUCGAAGAGAGCGUCUCGGUUGCACCAAGAAUUGUUGAGAAGCCACAAUGGAGAGGGGGGCUGUUCCAUUUCUUGGAUGACAUUARAACAGCCUGCCUUUCCAUCUUCUGCAGCUUCUGUUUAUUUGGAUGGAACAUGGAAAGGCUCAGAUUCGGGAACAAAUACGUGCAUGUCGCGACAUUCGUAAUCUUCUGCACCGCCCCGCUUUGUUUGUUUGGUUUGGCAGCUAACAUUGUUGAUCCUUGGUCUGUCAAAGUAGCUCUCAGUUUAAUUGGAAUUCUGCUUUCCAUGUUUGGGCUGCUCUAUGGUGGAUACUGGAGGAUUCAAAUGAGGAAACGGUUCGACUUGCCAAAGAACGACUCGUGUUGCGGGAAACCAAAUGUUGCAGACUGUUCACAGUGGCUUUUCUGCUGUUGCUGCUCUCUUGCUCAGGAGGUUAGGACAGCUGAUUACUAUGAAACAAUGGAAGACAACCUAUGCAAAAACCGAACUAACGACAACGUAAAGAACAAGAUCUUGUCCCCGUUACCUCGGGAAGGUGGAGUUGCUCAUGAGUUUAGAUCAAACCUGGCUUCUCCAAUCUGGGAUAAUGCAAAAUUAACCGAGAUGAGAGCCAAAAAAUAUCAGUAUCCAAACAAGUUCUUAGGUGAAACUUAUGGAGAAGAUCAUAUUAUGAAGCCCCCUGCUCCAUCAUCAAUGCAAAGAGAGGGUGAUGAAUCUUUGAGAAAUUGAAUUUUGUUAUAAAUUCAGUUUUGUUUUGGCCAUUUUUGAACUAAUGUACUGUUUUAUGUGUAUUAUAAUGUAAAUUCAUAGAGUAAUGUAUGUUCAUUUUGUACUA
Molecule: messenger RNA, 1818 nt
Organism: Momordica charantia (bitter melon)
Lineage: Eukaryota; Viridiplantae; Streptophyta; Magnoliopsida; Cucurbitales; Cucurbitaceae
Biological process (GO): sesquiterpene biosynthetic process
Molecular function (GO): cyclase activity
Source: RefSeq, a predicted model, not a curated record